UUGCAAGUCGAAAGAUCAUGUCUACGCGCAAGUAUGCAGUCGAAUUUCUGGGGAUUCCUUCUAUUCAUGCUCUAGGCAAAGACCUGACUGUCACCUUGGAGUACAGUAACAGCUUUCGGACACAGCCUGGUGAUGAAGUCGUACUAAUUCCAGUAGGAUGGAAAAGCUUGAGUGAGGGGAGAUCUACAUUGCAACCAAGAAAUAGUACCAGUUUCGUCAUCCCUACGGCCGAGCUAUCGUGCGAUGACCCUGAAACAACCUUUCACCUUCUCUACGUGCAAAAUGGAGUCGUGUUCGGUGCGAGCAAUCCAUUUUUAGUGGGAAUUCCAUGUGAUGAGGAUUCUCUACCAUGCGAAUCUAUCGAUUCCUACACAAUUCUGGUGCAUUCUGGCCGAGAGCAGGGAGCAGAGGAACUCCCACAAAAGCGUCGUCGUGGCAACAUUCACGCGGCAGGGUCAGAGUACAUCGAGGCUUCGAGCAAGGGUGAUGAGGACAUUUCUAAAUCUGAUGAAACACGCAAACGAGGUGGCAGUGUCAGCAGUAUUAAUGCUAGUAAAUGUUUUCACCGAUCAGUCAGCAACAUCAGCACAGAUGAUGAAAGCUUUGUCAUCACAGACAUGCCACCGAGUCGCCCAGACACCCAAUCGGAAGAAAAUCAGCUUCAAGUGAUGGUGACUCAAGUCAUGAGGGAAAAGGACGAAGUUUCCAGAUUGUUUCGACGGGAAAGAAACAUCGCAGAGCAACAAGAAAAGAAAAAUGAGGAUCUAAGGCGUGCACAUGAUGCCCUGGCAGAGGAGAACUUGGAACUGAAAAGGAAACUGCAGGAGAAAGACGGCAAACUUUUGUCUCUCCAGAAAAGUUACAGUGAAAAGGACCAGAAAUUGAGUCACACAAGUGAUGACUGUGUUGAUCAGUCUCCAUGGCUUCAAACUAGAAAGAUUGUUGAUGAGUUGAUCAGUAAGGAGACAGUAAAGCGACCACCGCCAUAUUUACCUCCUUCUUUCAUUUUACCUCAGCCAUGGAUUGAAAUAGAUCAACCUGCAGCAGCAGUUGACCAACAACGUUCAAAGGCACACAUUGUGAGCAGAUGUAAUGAGCCAGUGGCUACAAGUGACCUAAAUGAUUAUGAACAAUACCAGUGUCCCAUGUGUCCACUGACAUUUGAAGAAGUUAAUUCAGCUGCAUUUCAACAGCAUGUGCACAGCCAUUUCAAUGAGUGAGAGUCUCUACACAUACUGAAAUCUAACUCGGACAAGAACAAUAUCCCCAUCUCUCGAUGCAGCUUGAAUUGAACUAGAGACUUGCAUGGUUUUGAAGAACAGAAACAGACAUAUUUCUCUUAUUUAUUGACCUAUUUAUUAGAUACUGACAACUUUAUAUGUGUUUGAAGAAAUGGCAAAUUCUAAUAUAAAAAAUUGUUGGACAUUUACUGU
This is a messenger RNA of Corticium candelabrum, 1433 nucleotides long. RefSeq lists its product as uncharacterized. The record is from RefSeq and is a predicted model, not a curated record. The coding region runs from base 18 to 1220 and encodes 400 amino acids. Lineage: Eukaryota; Metazoa; Porifera; Homoscleromorpha; Homosclerophorida; Plakinidae. The transcript has a single exon.